UUUACACAAGGGCUUGUAAAACUCACCAAACUUCCUCAUAAACUCCCCGCAAAGAGGGUUUCAUUUUUAAGAAACUCCAGCCCCGGCUGAUAUCGGAUUCCAGAAACCUCGGCGGGGAGAGUGGUGGACGAGGUACUCCAGACCCGGCAUUCGGGGGGGAGAAAAGGUGAUGCAUAGUUAUCCUUGACUCCUGGCCCCCUCCCCCCAGAGAUGCUUCACUUCCCAUGGGGCUUUGCGGUUUUUCUUCCAUUUCUCCUCAGCCUGGCUUCUGAUCCCCGUGACCCUUGCUAUGAUGCCAACCGACGUCCGCGCUACUGCCUCCCAGAACUGUCUGAACUGGCUUCAGGGCGUUUGGUGGAAGCGUCCAGCACGUGCGGCAGACCUCCUGGGCGAUUCUGCACCUUCCGGGACUCAACCGACACCGCCUCCAAAUUCUGUCAGCCCUGCAAAGAAAACUCUCACCCGCCAGAGUACCUCACGGACACCGAUGGUGGUGCUACUUGCUGGUGGUCCCGGCCAGCAGCCAAUGCCACGCUUACGUUGACACUGGGACGCCGUGUUGAAGUUCUCUAUGUGGCUCUCCGGUUUUGUUCCCCACGCCCAGAAUCCCUGGCUAUUUACAAGUCUAUGGACUACGGGCGCAGUUGGGUGCCCUUUCAGUUCUUCUCUGCCCACUGCCGGCGGCGCUACCACUUGCCAACAACCACUGUUAUUUCGAAGUCCAUGGAACACGAGGCAGCCUGUAUUGAUGCCCAAACAGCCCCGAAGCCUCUCGCUGGGGGAUUGGUAGCCUUCCUGCCUCUAGCGGGCCGUCCCUCGGCCAGGAUGUUUGAAUACAGUCCUGUCCUCCAGGACUGGGUGACUGCCACUGACCUGCGGGUGUCGUUUGACCGCAUGCACUCAACACGGACGCUGGGGCUGCGAAGAAGGGAAGCGUCCUAUGGGGUGGCUGAACUGCAGAUCGGGGGCAGAUGCAAAUGCAACGGGCACGCGUCACGGUGCACGGCUGGGAAAGAUGGUGGGGCACCCCAAUGCGAUUGCCAGCACAACACAACUGGGCCAGAAUGUGACACCUGCAAGGCCUUCUACUGGGACAGACCCUGGCAACGGGCAACACCCAAAGACGCGCAUGAGUGUGUGGCUUGCAGCUGCCACCUCCACUCCCACCGCUGCUGCAGGUUCAGACUGCGACUCUUUGAGCUCUCAGGGCGCCAAAGCGGGGGGAUAUGCUUGAACUGCCGACACCACACAGCUGGCCGCCAUUGCCAGUAUUGCUUGCCAGGCUUCAAGCGCGACCUCAGCCGCUCCAUCACAAGCAGUAAGGCCUGCAAAGCUUGCCAGUGUCACCCUAUUGGAGCAGUUGGUGCCAUAUGUAACCAGACGACUGGGCAGUGCCAAUGCAAGAACGGGGUUACUGGGCUGACCUGCAACCGCUGCGCCCAAGGUUUCCAGCAGAGCCGGAGCGCUCACACCCCCUGCAUUCGGAUCCCGGAAGUGACGACAACCACCAUGGUCCCCCCACAGGAAUGGAACACAG
This is a messenger RNA of Gekko japonicus, 1537 nucleotides long. It is a transcript of the gene NTN5, whose product is annotated as netrin 5. The record is from RefSeq and is a predicted model, not a curated record. Lineage: Eukaryota; Metazoa; Chordata; Lepidosauria; Squamata; Gekkonidae.